GUUUCUCUGACUCACGCUUUAACGAAUAUCGCGAGAGUAGACUACCUGCUGCUGUCAUAGAUGCUGGCACUAUGUGACAAACAUAAAACAAUACAGAAACGUUUGAUUUAAAUUGACCCAUGACUCGCAUAUAAGGACUGAUACGCUGUAUUUAAGCCUGGUAGAGACUGAUAUCCAGUCAUGGAAGGGUUUGUUGGCGACCUGCUCGGCGAGGACAGCUCAGUGGUGGCACGCAUGCAGAAGAAGUUCUGGAAAACCAAGCAAGUGCUCAUCAAAGUUACUGGCAAAAAAGAGGACGAGUACGUGGUGGCCUCAGACGCUGAUCUGGACGCAAAGCUGGAGUUCUUUCGCUCAGUUCAGUCCACCUGCACCGAGUUGCUGAAAGUGAUCGAGAAGUACCAGCUUAGGAUCACACGUUUGUCCCAGGAGGAGAACGAGUUGGGCCUGUUCUUGCGCUUCCAAGCUGAGCGAGACCGCACCAAGGCCGGCAACAUGAUGGACGCCACCAGCAAGGCGCUGUGCACCUCCGCCAAGAAGAGGAUGGUGCUCAGCCCGCCGCUGCAACGUUUACACCAGGAGGUGGAGACGUUCAGACGGCGCGCCAUCGCCGAUACGCUGCUGACCGUCGGCCGCAUGGAGAAAGCUCGCACGGAGUACAGAGGAGCUCUGCUCUGGAUGAAAGACAUCUCUCAAGAACUCGACCCGGACACUUAUAAGCAGCUGGAAAAGUUCCGCAAGGUUCAAGGUCAAGUGAGGGCGACGAAGAACGAGUUUGAGAAGCUAAAGAACGACGUGUGCCAGAAGGUGGACAUGCUGGGUGCCAGCCGCUGCAACAUGCUCUCGCACUCACUCUGCAACUACCAGACCACCCUGCUGCAGUUCUGGGAGAAGACGGCCCACGCCCUGGCCGACAUCCACGAUGCUUUUCAGGGACACAUACCGUACAAGUUCACCACACUCAAGGACCUGCGGGAUCCGCUGGAGCAAAUGACUGAAGCACAGCAAGACGACGACAAGGGGAAGAUUCUACAGAGCAACACGGACAGUCUGGUGUGCCUGGAUGACGGUGCUGCUGACACAGGCCCCGCCCCCAGCAGUCUAGAAAGUGGCAGUGGUGUUAUGGCGGACCCCACCGGCACGGGGCCGACGCCAGAGGAUGAAGACGGCGAACGGAGUGACAUGGCGUUCCUUAAAGACCUGCUCAGUCCGACUCCCGGCGCAGCCGACGACUUCAGCCGAGAGUGGCAGGACGCAUUCGGGCUCUUUGAAGUCCCCAGCGUCGUCCCUGCAGGGACCCCUGCUCCGGUCCAGACUCCUCCGCAGCCCCCGUGCACCUCCCCGAUCCCUACUGGCUUCCUACCUUCCCAGCUGCUGGACCACAGUCUCAGUUCCACAGGCUGGUCAACGCCACCUAUGUUCCAAGUUCCGCCCCUUCAGCCUCCUGCCCCUCAGAGCCAAUCAGCUGCUCCGGCUCCAGCCUCUGGAGCCAGUGCUACCACAGGUGGAUCCAGAGAUAUGUCUGCGUGGUUCAACCUCUUCGCAGAUCUGGAUCCCCUCUCCAACCCUGAUGCUAUCGGACGAUCUGCAGACGAGCUGCUCAAUGCCUGAAGCUGUUUUUGUGUGUGUGUGUGUGUGUGUGUGUGUGUGUGCCGCAGUGUAAGAUGUUGUGAUAUCGAAAUACACACACACACGCACAUAGAAAAUGACUGUUAGCACACGUCACUGACUGCUUUUUUCCUCUUUUAUUCGUCAUCUGCAGGACUACACACUUCAACAACACUUAGCUUUUAUAUUCACUUACACAUGAGUGAAAAUGGAAUGGAAACAUUUCACUGUGAAUUAUGUAUACACAGAUUUUGACACGCAAUAGGAAUGUUAUGACAUCUUCUACCACUUACAUUAUUACAUUAGAAAACAUAUCUAUCAAAAUGACACUUAUAUGUGAUAUAACAAGACGACGGUUACAUCAGGCAUUAGCAGCCAUAGAGACACGGAAUGAAGUCUCCACAUGUGUGCCUGAUAUACUUCAUUCAUCAAUAACACUAUUAUUAGGAUUACUACUACUGUAUUUUACUUGAUCACUUUUCCUCCCUUGAGCUUUACAGAUGUUGUACAACUGAAGGAAUAUUUACUCAUGUCACAUUGUGUAUACUACUGUUGACUCUUAACGAAUGUAUUUGUCUAUUCUCAAACUGUUUUAUUGCAAUUACUUUAUUUGAACCGACUGGGGGAUCUGCUAAGGAAUAAACUAGACAAGGAGACAAUAUACGUUGUGUGUUAUAUGCACACUUUUGUGGUUUAACUACAAAAUUUACGUUAAAUAAAUAUGUAUAGAUCGAUAAACUGUUGGCAACCACACAAAUACGCUCUAGUGAUUGAAAUACGUGGCGGACAUAUUUGUAGUUUCUUUUUGGACCAAUCAUACGUUGUGUUGUUAACUAAUUGAGACCAAUCAUACGUUGUGUUGUUAACUAAUUGAGACCAAUCAUACGUUGUGUUGUUAACUAAUUGAGACCAAUCAUAUGUCGUGUUGUUAACUAAUUGAGACCAAUCAUAUCCUGUGUUGUGUAAUUGUGAUGAACAGUGAACAUUCUUCCCGCCAAUCAUACGUCACAUUGUGGAACCUUUUUUUUGACCAAUGAUACGUCGUGUUGCUGACGGUGGUGCUACCAAUCACCAUUAUAGUAUCUUAUGUCGACCAAUCGUAAGCGGUGUUAGUAUUGCUGCUAGUCAUAGGUUGCUUUUUUUUCCAGUUGGGUUGCGGAAUCAUUUCGACCAAUCAUGUGCCGCUUUAAGUCUGUUGCUACGCGUCGCGUUGUUGAAUCUAGUUUGACCAAUCAUACAUUGUGUUGUGGAACCUUUCCUGUCGACCAAUCAUACGAGGCGUUGGUGCCUUUCGGCGCGACAGAAGACAAUAUGGUGGAUUGCAUCUUUACUGACAUGGAAGAAAUGAGGUCCCUUUGUUAUCAGACGCUUUCUUCUCAUGUACUUGAACACGUAAUUAAGCUAAAGUAUUGUUAUGCGGCAUCUUUGAAGAUUACCGGAAAUUGUUUUCAUGUACACAAUUCUAGUACAUGUUCAUUCACUCAUGCAUACAACAACGUCAUUAAAAGACGACACAUAUUUGGAGCAAUACAAUGUAUUUCUUGCUUGAUUAAAAAAAGGGGGAAAUGAUUUCCUUAAUUAAAAAAAAUGCUGAACAAACACCUUCAGCUUGUUUAGUACCGGUUUCCAUCAUAAGGUGUUGACUGCGACGCUACACGCAUAGUAGUUUUAUUUUGAAGGGGAGGUGGGGGUGCACUCUGUUCA
Molecule: messenger RNA, 3309 nt
Organism: Doryrhamphus excisus (bluestripe pipefish)
Lineage: Eukaryota; Metazoa; Chordata; Actinopteri; Syngnathiformes; Syngnathidae
Source: RefSeq, a predicted model, not a curated record